GACACAAACAUAAACACGUGAUCUUAAAACGCUGAGGCGGGACAGCGAGGCUCAGUUCGCUCAGAGACUUCACAGAAGCCGGAUCGAUCCUAACAUGCGCAUCUUCCUCCACGAGCUGGACGAUUUGAGUGUAACGUUGACACGUGUGAGCUUCUUCCUCCACACGACUCUGCUCUGGACGACAGAAGCUUUUCCAGCUCAGUCUGUGGUGAUGGCUUCUCCUCGCCUCAUCUCCUCGGCCCCGGGUGAUGACGUGGUGCUGCGCUGUCACCUGGAGCCUCCGGUCGACAUACAGGCUCUGACGGUGGAGUGGUCCAAACCCGACCUCCGGCCCGACCCGUCGGAUCCGCUGAGGCGGGUCCAGUACGUGCACGUGCACCGUAACGGAGGCGAAGUGACAGACAUGAAGCUCAGGUCGUACGCUGGGAGGACGGAGCUGCUCACGGAGCAGCUGAGACAUGGGAACGUAUCCCUGAAGAUCCUCAACGUGACGCUGGCAGACGCAGCCAGAUACAGAUGCUUCAUCCCCAAGUUAAAGAGCGCAGUGAGGGAGGCCACGGUGCAGCUGGUGGUCGAUCCUAACUAUAUUGGAGAGCCAACAGAACCACAGCUCAGUCCCAGAGAUUCACAAACUCCAGAUCCUGAUGAAAACUUGGACCCAACAGGUCGGCCCGGUCGGAGUCAUGUGAUCCCAGCUGUGAUUUUCAGCGUUGCGGUUAUUCUUGGAUUUGGAAUCGGAUGUUUUCUAAAACACAACAACCACAGGCAAACAACGUCCACAACGCCUGGAUAAACACUGGUUCUCUCACUUGGCAGAAUCACCUAGAGACACUUUAUCGAUGGCCAUCUUUACUUACCUUUGCUGUUUCCUGUGAAAAUGAAGAUGUCCAAUUGUGGAAUGUUUUCCUCAACUAUAGAUUUUUAAUUUGAGAAAAAUCUAAAGCUCACCUGGAGACAACACCUGCUGUUCUGACAAACAUCAGCAAUGGGCUGUAAACGAUGAAAGGACUCAUUCAGACUCAUCUGUUCAUGAUCCUCAGGAGAUUUACCUGAGACAUUUUCCUCUUCUGGUUCUAACCUUGAAUCAUGGGAUUAUAAAUGAAGACUGUGGCCACAAGCUUCGCUCUUUGAUCUUUCUGUUAUAGCUUAUUCUCAUUCGUAGGAGAAAUGUUUUGCAAUAUAAGUAGAAGACAAACCAUUUACGAGUAAAGUGCUGACGUGGAGCCAUGGAUGGGAUGGAAACUCCUUCAGCCUUCUCAGACAUCAGAGUCAACGCUGGAGCUUUGACGUGUUUAAAUCAUGAAGCCAUUUUAUACAUUCAAGGAUCAAUGAACUCUGAUUUUAAAGUUACUCACUGAAACUCAAUAUACCUCAAAGUACAAAGUGUAUCAAUAUCACUGGAACGGCUUUAGCUGAUACAAUCACCGUGUUAUAACUGCUUUUGUAUUUGAUGAUUCUUGGACCAGUUCGAGAGUUUUACAGACAAAGUAUUUUUAUGAGAACUGUCUUAACAGUGUCAUCACUAGUUGACGACAAACAAUAACUAUGCUGGACAUUAGUUUCUGUUCACCUGUUUAGAGACAUUUAAAUUGAACCAUUAAGUGUCAUGAAGGAGGUUUUGUGGUUGUUCCUUAUUGAUCAGUGGCUGAAUAGGAGUCAACCUGUGUAUCAUGCGAUUCGCUGUGCUGCUCCGCUUGGUGUCUGAUUAUUGCUGCAGCUCCGUUCACUCUUUAUUGGGUCAGGACUUCUUUGCCCUUUAACGUAGUUUUAUUGUAGUUGCCUGUUAUGUGUCACUGAAUAAAGAUCUGACUGUAGCAUUUA
Betta splendens (Siamese fighting fish) is the source of this 1821-nucleotide messenger RNA. Its product is annotated as myelin-oligodendrocyte glycoprotein-like. NCBI's taxonomy places the organism in Eukaryota, Metazoa, Chordata, Actinopteri, Anabantiformes, Osphronemidae. The coding region runs from base 95 to 793 and encodes 232 amino acids. The record is from RefSeq and is a predicted model, not a curated record. The transcript is spliced from 5 exons.